GCCCCCGGAUGGGUCGCCCUCGCCCCCCACCUCUCCUCCAUCCCUCCAUUCCAUCACUGAACGGCGACGCCUCCUCGGCUCCUGCUGCUGCUGUGGUAGGUGGCGCGUCGCUCUUCCUUAACUGCUCGCCCGCCUCCCUCGUCCUCGUCCUCGUCCUUCUUCCUCCACGCGACUGCUGUUCGUGCUAGCUACUGCUCCGAGCAAGCCUCUCGGCUCCCUAUCCUCUUGCUCCGCUCGCCCGCGGGGAGGCGCGCCCCAGUAGCAUCAGCGCGUGCUCCGUCGUCCUGCUCCACCUGUCGCCGCCCUCGGUGUGCGCACGGCGGGCGCCUCGGAUGACCGGGCCGGGCGACGAGCUGGCCGAGCUGCUGUGGGACAACGGGCCGGCGCUGAGGAGGGCGCCGCCGCCGUUCCAGCCCUUCACCUGCAGCGCCGCUGGCAGCAGCAGGGCCCACGAGCUCAAGCGCCACGCCGCCGCUGGCGGCAUGGCCCCCGUCCCGCUCGGGCUUCACGGCGCCGGCGGCCUCCCCGACGAGGACGCCGUGCCGUGGCUGCAUUGCCCCGUCGCCGUCGACGUCAGCGACGCCGACACGGCGCCGCUGCCGCCGGAGUACUGCGCCGGCCUGCUGUCCGAGUACUCGGGGCUCCAGCCCGCGCCGCCCGCGGCCGUCCCGGCCUCGCGCGCUGCGCCGCGGGAGGCCGCGGCCAAGCAGGCCACGCUGCCGGGCGCCGCCAGCGGUGCAGGCGAGGGCGUCAUGAACUUCACCUUCUUCUCGCGGCCCCUGCAGCGGCCGCAGGCGUCCGCCGCCGCGGCGGCGAGCAACCCCGUCGAGUCCACGGUCGUGCAGGCUGCGACGAACCGGCUGCGGGCCACCCCGCUCUUCUCCGAGCAGAGGAUGGCGUGGCUGCAGCCGCCCAAGGGGCCGCGCGCCGCGGCGCCAGGGGCCGCUCCCGCUCCCGCUCCCCAGGCGCCGCUGCCCACAGAGCACCGCCUCCACGGAGAAGCCGCCACGGUGACUCAGUGCAGGUUGCAACCGGAGGCAAGAGCUCCCGAUGCGGCCGCGGCGACGGCGGUGGUGACCACCUCGUCGGUCUGCUCCGGCAACGGUGACCGGAGCCAGCAGCCCAAGAGAAGCAGCAGCCACCAGGUCGCGGACUGUUCGGUCAGCCCGGACGAGGACCUCGACGACGAGGGCGGCGCGAUGAGAAGGUCGGCGGCGCGGAGCAACAAGCGCAGCCGCACCGCCGAGGUGCACAACCUAUCCGAGAGGAGGAGACGGGACCGGAUCAACGAGAAGAUGCGCGCCCUGCAGGAACUCAUCCCCAACUGCAACAAGAUCGACAAAGCGUCGAUGCUGGAGGAGGCCAUCGAGUACCUCAAGACCCUGCAGCUGCAGGUGCAGAUGAUGUCCAUGGGGACGGGGCUGUGCGUGCCGCCGAUGCUGCUGCCGGCGAUGCAGGUGCCCGUGCCCCACCCCAUGGCGCACUUCCCGCACCUCGGCAUGGGGCUGGGGUUCGGCAUGGGCGCCGCGGCCGCCGCCGCCUUCGACAUGGCCCGCGCCGCCGGCGCGCACUUCCCCUGCCCGCCGAUGCCAAUGCCGCCGGGACCGAUGUUCGGCGUGCCCGGGCAGGCGAUGCCGUCUCCGGCCGCGGCGGCGUGGGCCCACAUGGCCGGCAGUGGCACCACGCCGGCCGAGCACAUAGAAGCAGCAGCCGCUCCUCCUGCACGGGAAGAAGCAGAGCCCUUGCCACCGCCAGUUCCCGUCGUCACACAGGGCGAUCAGAUUCAGAAGCUGCAGCAUCCGAAGCAGACGUGAAGGCGAUGAGGCGCUCCGCGUGCUGUCGCUGUGUUGCUCUGAAGUCAGAACCUGGCUGCGGCUCCGACGAUCCCUGCCUGAAGAAGCGCGUGCACGCAGCAGGCCCGGGUUCCCUCUGAAGAAACCUUUUUACCUAGCCUGCUAGUGCUAGAACGCCGCGUCUCGGCUGUAAUCUGCUUGUAGAUUGUAAGAGAAUCCAGAAGAGGUAAUCGUGGAGCGUUUCAGUGAGCAAAAUGUGGGCACCAGAUCAA
Panicum virgatum (switchgrass) is the source of this 2065-nucleotide messenger RNA. Its product is annotated as transcription factor APG-like. NCBI's taxonomy places the organism in Eukaryota, Viridiplantae, Streptophyta, Magnoliopsida, Poales, Poaceae. Bases 333 to 1814 code for a protein of 493 amino acids. Gene Ontology annotation, molecular function: protein dimerization activity; DNA-binding transcription factor activity. The record is from RefSeq and is a predicted model, not a curated record. The transcript has 6 exons. Gene Ontology annotation, biological process: regulation of DNA-templated transcription.